Schizosaccharomyces cryophilus OY26 is the source of this 1380-nucleotide messenger RNA. Its product is annotated as Jmj1 protein. Bases 1 to 1380 code for a protein of 459 amino acids. Gene Ontology annotation, molecular function: histone H4R3 demethylase activity; sequence-specific DNA binding. The record is from RefSeq and is a predicted model, not a curated record. Gene Ontology annotation, biological process: positive regulation of translational termination; protein hydroxylation; negative regulation of gene expression. The transcript has 2 exons. Gene Ontology annotation, cellular component: nucleus; cytoplasm. Lineage: Eukaryota; Fungi; Ascomycota; Schizosaccharomycetes; Schizosaccharomycetales; Schizosaccharomycetaceae.
AUGUACAAGUUGAAUCCUAUCGAGUAUAUUGAGGAUUGUCCAUAUUCAACGUUUUUAGAGAGAUACUUAAAACCAUGUGUUCCUGUGUUGAUUGGAAAAAAUUUGACUGCAAAUUGGGAGGCUCGAAAAAGGUGGGUUCAUCGAUCUCAACAGGACAUUUUUGAAAAUCGUGAAGAAAGACAGUUACCAAAGGGGCUUGAGUUUCUUCGGUCUAAAGCUGUUUCGCAUAACGACCUUUUUUCGGAUAAUUUAUGGGAAUGCUUAUUGGAAGCUAGUAAACAGUAUUAUACUAAUGAAGAGGAAGCUCUUCAGGAUUUGUUACUUUCUCCCAACUAUGUGCACCUAAAGCAAGUGUACGGGGAAGUUGAGGUACCCUUGGCAUAUUGUACUCAAAAAGACAAGUACGGCGGUCAAAAGCGUGAAACUGUUCAACUCGGGAAAGCGCUGCAAAAACUUCAAGAAGAGGACGAGAUGUUGCGAUCAAUGUCAUUGCCAACAUCCGAAGACUCUUGCAAUUUAAAAAGUAUAUAUCCCAAAGAUAUGCAUUUAUUUCGGAAUCCAUCUAUCCCUAUACCUUACGAAACGCCUGAUUUGUUUGUGGAUGAUUGGCUCAAUGCAUACACAAUUCACCAAGAAAAUGAUGAUUUUCGUUUUGCCUACAUUGGGAGUCAUUUAACAACAACACCUUUGCAUAAAGAUGUAUAUGAAAGCCACUCCGUGUCCGUCAACUUAUGCGGUGUAAAAUGCUGGAUUUUCAUUGCUCCGUCCGAUGCAGAGUAUCUUCAAAGUAAAUUCGAGGAUGAAGGGUUGCCAUCCUGGAUCUCCCAACGAAGCCUUCUCGAGGAGGAAUCUUUCAAAGAAAUUCGUGGGAAUUUGCGGAUUUUGUUUCAGUUUCCAGGCCAAACAGUCUUCGUCCCCAGUGGAUGGUACCAUCAAGUAUUGAACAUUGGCACUACACUAUCCAUCAAUCAUAAUUGGUGCAAUGCUUCCUGCAUCUUACAAAUGCAUUUGGCUCUUCAAAAACAGUAUGAGGCAACGUCUGCGUCCCUUCGGGAUUUGCUGGAUGACGGCAUCGUUUCAAAAGAAAGAUUUUCAGAAGUUGUAACGGAGGUAGUAGAAGCUAACUAUGGAUGGAAUUGGAAACGUUUUUGGUCGAUGGUGUCCUUUCAUUUACAACGAAGACAAGCUAUUGACUCGUCUCGUGCAUCGCCUCUUCAAUCCUCAGAAUCGAUUCCUCCUCUUCCAAAAUGCAUUCCUCCUUGGUCAUGGGAAAAAAAUAUCCCUUUCCUCAUAUCACUUUCUGUGCAUAUUUCCCUUAGAGAAGAUACCAAAUUUGAGCUUGACAAGAAAUAUCAAGUUUUGGUAGAUCCGGGAUCUUGA